AUGAGACCUGUGCCUGACGUCGUUUCUCAUCGAUCCCGCAAGUCGUCCUUCGAACAGCAGUGGACCGAUCCCCGCAACACCGCCCCCGCGACUUUCUUUUUGACCCGCAGUAGCCAUGAUAAUGAUCCUGAGGAUGAACUUUCUCAGGAUGACUCCGAGAUCUCGAAGGAUAGCACAUAUGGGGUCCAGAGUCUCGGCGAAGCCACUUAUCCAGCCACUCUAGGUGCAUCCAAAUGCCAGCCUGACCCCCCUUCCGACAACAAACUCUCCCCCAGCAGAGCCCAACACCCCCACGAGGACUGCCACGAAGAAGAUGGUGAAGCCUUGCCCUCGAUCCGACGCAGAUCAACUCUCAGGCCAUUUGAUCUGCUCAAUUCCAAAAUAGAUACUGCCUCUUUACAACCUCCUUCUGACCCUUCUUUAUCCCGCCCGCUCACUCCGUUCAACCUCAGCAACCCUGACGACCAUCCGUCCCUCCCCAGUAGCCCAAAGUCAAUAUCAAACCAAUCAUUGAAAAACCUCGAUGACAUCUCCAUUGGUGAUGACCUUAGCAGCCAAGCCAUCGCUUCGGGAGAAGAGGAUGAUGAGCCCCGGGACGCCCCUGGCUUGGGCCCCGACAAUAAAUCUCAACUGAUAAUGCCUAGCCUCAGAAUGCCAAGUCGAAGGCCUUUUACAGAACGAGGUAAAGGCAUAGGGCGGUUGAAAGUGCUUCUUGCUGGUGCACCCGGCUCUGGGAAAACGUCCCUGAUAAAAUCCAUCGUACAGGUUUGCGAAGAUAUUGUGCAUGUGGAUCCUUUCCCGUCUCCUGCUCCUCCAAGCCCACACAGCUGGUCUCGCCCGCAGACCCGAAUUACGCAGGUCCAAAGCAUGCCGACAGUCAUUUCGGAGACCUACGCUAGUACUAAACCUUACCCUCCGUGGUGGUCAGAUUUGGAAGAUUCACGGGUGCUGCGCCGGAGAAAAAGCAUGGGUGAUAUUGUUCUUGAACGGAACCUCUGCUUCGUUGAUACACCGGCAAACUCCCUCAGUCGAGCCGGACAGACUGAUACUAUAGUUCAAUACAUGCACCAGCAACUUCUCCGUGCCACAGAUUCACUGGACUCCUUGAAUAUUGAUUUUCAAAACCUCCUUGCUGGGAACGGCGGAUCUCAAGUAGAUACCAUCAUCUAUCUUAUCUCUGAAGAAUCCCUUUCGACUGAUAUUGAAUGCAUCCGGAAACUUUGUGAUUUGACAAAUGUCAUCCCCGUUAUAUCCAAAGCGGAUCUCCUGUUGCCUGGUCAGGUUGCCGCUCUCAAGGCCUCCUUUCACAAGCAUGCCCAGGCUGCCUCCAUCAAACCCUUCCUGUUUGGAGACUUGGGCUUAGGCGGGAUAGAUGGGAUUGACCCUCGAUUGCCUUUUGCAGUUUCAUCGGCAGCUUCCAGUGACGAUGAUGUCAUGGACGCCAGUACUUUAAUGAGCCCAGACUACGUUCAACCAUUGGUGCCAUCCGAACUAGGUCUCUUGGUCGAGAAGAUGUUUGAUCGAGAUAACCUAGCUUGGAUGCGCCACUCUGCCGCAAAGAAACUCACUCAAAGGCAGCGGGGGCAACCCCGUCAGCGGCGACAGUCCACACACAGUGCCCCCCGGUCUCUUAGCCAAAGUAGUAUGUCAGGAUUAGGCUCCCCUCUUCCAUCGGUGUGCUCCUCCGAUGGCAUUGUUUCACUUGCUAGCGGUUGCUCCCCUAGUUAUACUAUAGCGCGCAUUGCAGACUACACCCAGAGCGAAGAGAAGCUAGCACAAGUACAUCUGGCUAAAUGGGCAUCAGACUUGCAGCGAAGCCUUCAGAAUGAACGCGAACGAUACGCGGCCAUGACAAGGGGGGACCGUGCUGUUUGGCUCACGGAGCGACUGGGCGAGUGUGUUGUAGAUGGAUCCCUGGUGCCGAUUACACAGACACCGGGCUUCUGCGGACUGCACCAAGCACCCUCGGACAAAACGGGGGGUGGCUUUUUGGUUCGAACCCCAGAUGGACAGGGAAUAGAAUACCAUCUUGCGAAAUUAAGUCCACAUGACCCUCUGGGGGUUGUUUGGUGGACGGAUGAUGUAAAACGACGAGGAUGGACUAUUGUCCAAAUUGUUGGAAGCUUUGGUGUCGUGGGAGGGCUGGCCCUCUGGCUCGCAAAGACAUGGGGUCUACCGUCACGAAGCCUAUCUGAAUGGCACUUGAACUGGAGUGGCCACCAGUAA
Molecule: messenger RNA, 2226 nt
Organism: Aspergillus wentii DTO 134E9
Lineage: Eukaryota; Fungi; Ascomycota; Eurotiomycetes; Eurotiales; Aspergillaceae
Exons: 3
Coding region: 1-2226 (741 amino acids)
Biological process (GO): cytoskeleton-dependent cytokinesis
Cellular component (GO): septin ring; microtubule cytoskeleton; septin complex
Molecular function (GO): GTP binding; GTPase activity; molecular adaptor activity
Source: RefSeq, a predicted model, not a curated record